This is a messenger RNA of Talaromyces atroroseus, 909 nucleotides long. RefSeq lists its product as hypothetical. Bases 1 to 909 code for a protein of 302 amino acids. The transcript is spliced from 4 exons. The record is from RefSeq and is a predicted model, not a curated record. Lineage: Eukaryota; Fungi; Ascomycota; Eurotiomycetes; Eurotiales; Trichocomaceae.
AUGUUCGAAGGAGACGGAAAUCAACUGGCAGUAUUUGCCCACAUCCACAACGCGGGAGAAAUACUCCUCGAUGCUGUUCACGCAAAAACCUUCAACGACCAUAUCUCUUGGGACCCGCGUUGGUCAGAUGAUAUAGUCGAUGGCCUUACGAUCGCACGGGCCUUUCUUGAGAGCAGCGAUCAGGAGUCAGCGCCUAUGGACUUGGAUAGUGAUACAGAGGUUACCUCUUUCGACAGUGAUCAUGAUGGUGAAGAUGAUACAUUCCCUGUUCACCCCAAGCACAUUUUGAAUUGUCUGCUCAUGUCUCCGGUUGAUUUAUGCCACAACCCAGGCGCCGCGCCAAUAUCUUCGCAAGUUCCUCCUCCCGCAGAUACCCUAUACCUUACGAAGGCGGAUGGUGGCCAGAACCUGCGUCCCAGGCCGGUGGAAGGUGGAACGCCAUGGAGACAGCUGGCUCGCGUAAAUUCUGCUCCACUCGACACAUGGAAAAUUUAUCUUGGGGAUAUUGUCACAGUCUGUAUCGAGAAAGAGAGAGAGAAUUAUGCCAAAAUAUCCGAGAUAAGACGCCUGGAGGAUGGGCGUUAUAUGGUCGUGUAUACGUGGCUGUAUGCGCGCGAAGAAGUCCAGGCGGAAUUUGAGACAGACGGUGUCAUGCCAGACCUCCUCCGUAAGAACUUGGAUCAGCGAUGGCCGGCCGAUGCCACGUUCCAGUAUAUGCUAAGUACCAACCGUACCAUCACGCUCUGGGACACUGCGAUUUCACGAGCUCCAAAGCACGUGGUUGAUUUACUAUGCCACAGUUCUAUUUAUAAUACCACGCACACCGCUCGUUAUAUCUGGAGCUUGAACAGUCCUCGAUUUAAAUGGAUGAAACAGAUCCAUGACUUGGGUGCCUAUAACACUGUUUGA